CUCCCUCUAUCCGUUCCCGACGUAACAUCGCCUAAGUAAACAGUGACUAAAGUUACUUCACGCAAGAUGUCGGCAGCGUCGGCUUUUGCAAAGAGCUUCUCUUGCAGUCUGAAGUUUAAUACAGCGCGUCCUUCACAGCUUCUGCAAAUACAGAACUCAUGCCUAACUUACAGAAGGCUGCUCGCCAGCAUGCAGCCAGGUGCAGAAGAUGUAAAACCACUUGAAGGCAUUAAAAUCUUGGAUGUCACAAGGGUUCUGGCUGGUCCCUUUGCAACAAUGAUACUGGGAGACCUUGGUGCUGAGGUGAUUAAAGUGGAGAGACCAGGUGGUGGUGAUGACACCAGGGCAUGGGGCCCCCCAUUUGUUGGGAGUGAGAGCGCUUAUUUUCUUAGUGUCAACCGAAACAAAAAGAGCAUUGCAAUAAACAUGAAAGAUCCAAGAGGAGUAAAGCUAAUUUUGGAACUUGCGGAAGUUUGUGAUGUCUUUGUUGAAAAUUACCUCCCAGGCAAGCUAGCCCAGAUGGGUCUGGGGUAUGAAGAUGUUCGAAAGGUGGCUCCCCAAUUGGUGUAUUGCUCAAUCUCAGGAUAUGGGCAGACUGGACCCAUGUCCCAUAAACCUGGGUAUGACUCCAUUGCCUCUGCCGUGUCAGGAAUGAUGCAUAUCACUGGGCCGGAGGAUGGGGAACCAGUCAGACCUGGGGUAGCAAUGACCGAUCUGGCGACUGGGCUGUACACACAUGGAGCCAUCAUGGCUGCUCUCUUACAGAGACAAAAAUCUGGGAGGGGCCUUCACAUUGACUGCAACCUGCUCUCCUCUCAGGUGGCGUGUCUCACCCACAUCGCAGCAAACUAUCUCAACGCUGGCAAGGAAGCUAGAAGAUGGGGUACUGCCCACGGGAGCAUUGUUCCAUAUCAGGGCUUCAAGACCAAAGACGGAUACCUUAUUGUGGCAGCUGGUAAUGAUCAGCAGUUUGUCAAAGUUUGCAAGGUUUUGAACUUGAACCAGUUGGCAGAAGACCCCAAAUACAAAACCAACAAGCUGAGAGUGGAGAACCGGAAAGAACUGUUGCAGAUACUGUCUAGGAGAUUCUCAGAAAAGAGCACAAGCGAUUGGCUGGGAAAGUUUGAGGAGACCGGUGUGCCCUGCGGUCCAAUCAACAGCAUCCAGCAAGUCUGCUCUGAUCCACAGGUUAUCCACAAUUGCCUAAUUCAGGAAAUGGACCACCCUACUGUUGGGAAUAUUGCUGUGCCAGGCCCAGCCGUGCGAUUCAGCAGCUUUAAGACCAGAGAGCCUUCACCCCCACCCCUGAUUGGUCAGCACACGGUGCAGGUUUUGCGGAACACUCUGAACUACAGUGAUGAUGCCAUAAAUAAGCUUCUCAAAGCAGGGACAGUCUCUCAGAAUGAGCUGCAGUAAAGUUCAGAUGCAGAGUGAGGAGAGCAUAUCACAACCCUGUGGGACCGUGUGGGUACAUCAGACUGUCUGAGAAAACCAUAUUAUAAAACCACACAUAAAUUCCAUGGUAAGGCUGUGUUAGAAUUUAAGGAAAUGGUAAAUGUAGCAUUACCUCUUGAACCCAUGGUACUUUGAAGAUGGACAUGGCUUUCUAAUUAAUUUGACUGAACAAGGCUUGGAGAUCAAAAAUAAGAGUAACAGUAAUAAGAUAAUAGCAUAAACAGACCAAAUGAAACCAUUUCCUGUGUCAUUGGGAUGGAAUUACAGGAUCACUUCAUUGUAUUGAGCAGAAUUUGCAGCUGUCUUUCCGUUUUCCAAUGAACUUGCUUCCUGCAGAUUUCAUGCUACUCUUAUUGAUCAGCUGAAUGUACCUUUGGCUGAAAUUUACUUGCUUUUUCUGGGAUUAUAGCUAUGUAGAUUAGAAGAAAAGAGAAUGCUAGACAAGCAUGUGGUACCAUAUGAUUGUCAGUCACAUCCAUGCUUCUAAAACAAUCGUUUUUUAAUAUUUAAAUGCCGUUAAUUUGGCAUUGCAUUGCAAAUUCCCUGUCAUCUUAAUAUCAUAUCAACUCCCAUAAAACCACCUCAUAUGUAUCAAUGAAUGUCAAGGUCUUAACAUUACGCUACUGCUGCAGUGUCAAAAUGGUAAGAUUUCACACCUGCAUGCAAGGUGUGCAUGUUUCCCAUUACAACUAGUGACUUCCAGCUGCUACUGAGCAUGCUAUGGUGAACUUAACUUACCCAUGAAAGUAGUCAACACAGCUAAAGUAACUUCCAGCUGCUUCUGAGCAUGCUAAGGUGACUUAUCUUAAUGGUUGUAAUGCACAAUAGUUAUGUUGGCUAUCGUUAUGGUGCACCUUCAGGUUGUGCAGAAUUCAAUGAGAACUUAUAGUAUACAUUCAAAAUACAGGGCAGGUGUCCAUGAAGAAUUGUAUCAUGAUUCUUUUUGUGUAAUUAAAAUGUGUUCAUUUCUAAGUGUCUGAUUUACUUGUAUUUACAGGGAAAAAAAUGUUUGAUUGAAGUGAGAUAUGAAGUAGAAUACAGAAUGUGUAAUUUCACUAUUGAUGCUCAGCUGUUUCCCAUUGGGGAUGU
Molecule: messenger RNA, 2544 nt
Organism: Conger conger (European conger)
Lineage: Eukaryota; Metazoa; Chordata; Actinopteri; Anguilliformes; Congridae
Gene: sugct
Product: succinyl-CoA:glutarate-CoA transferase
Exons: 14
Coding region: 67-1416 (449 amino acids)
Molecular function (GO): catalytic activity
Source: RefSeq, a predicted model, not a curated record